Molecule: messenger RNA, 1685 nt
Organism: Monosiga brevicollis MX1
Lineage: Eukaryota; Choanoflagellata; Craspedida; Salpingoecidae
Exons: 8
Coding region: 136-1590 (484 amino acids)
Source: RefSeq, a predicted model, not a curated record
AAUCUUUUUGAGCACCGCCCGGGGACAGUGGUGACUGACAUCAGUUGGUUGGAGGUGCAGGCGACGGCGGCGCGGGGGGAAGGGGGAAUAUUUGCUGUCCAGUUUGGGGUUGGACUUGACUGUGUGAAGGUGGCCAUGGCAGCACUGCUGGUCCGGCCAGUGGCGAGCCAUGCGCCCCUGGGGAUGCUGGGUCGUUGGCUCGGGCCUCGCACCGUCUCGGCGACUCGUCACGUGCAGCUGGCUGCGGCUCAGCCACGGGCCGUGCCUUUUGCGAUAACCAAGGAAGAGGCAAAACAGGCUCUCAAAGCAUGGAUUCCUGCGUUGGCUUCGCAAAGCUGGGUGCGGCAACUGCAGGCUGCCGAGCCCGAGGUAGCAUACCUGCCGUUCUACGUUUUUAACGUCAAGGCACACAGUCGAUUCCAAGGGGACGUGGUACAGCGUCGCAAGCGAGCUGUCUUUGAUGCUGAGAAACAGGUCUAUGAACCCCGGGAUGCCGAGGAGCUUCGUUCCAUCAACGGGUGGCUUGACGCGGGCAUCUCGACUUAUGAUGGUAGCACACAUGACAUGCAAGUCUACGCUGGCUUUCGCUUCCGACGACAAUACGUCCAAGCUGUCAAGGGCAGCUAUGCUGCCACCGCCGAAGCCUUUCACUCUGCCAAGCAUUUGCAACCGCCAGCCGUCCUGGCAGCCAAGUCCUCAGAGCCCGAGACAACCAAUGCCUCAUAUGAAGCCACGGAAGCUGGGACCAGUCCUUCAAUUCCCACGUCAGCAACUGCCAGUCUGGAUUCUGAGAUUCCCGUCGUGCUGCCUUUUGAAAUGUUUCCCACUUUUGCCUGGGAGCUGGCCCGGACUCGGGUAGAAGCUGCCGAGCUCGCCAUGGCUGAGAGAUGCAUGCUGGCGCAGUAUGAUCAUGCGCUGCGAGUAGAGAAUAUCAAGAUCAAUACGGUCAUUCUGGACAGCAACGUCACGACCGUCUACCUGCCGGCGUUUAUCUUCCAUGCUCAAGUCGGCAAAAAUGCCGUGCGCGUCUUUGUCAACGGCGUGACCGGCGAGGUGGGCGGUGAAAAGGUGUAUUCUUCUGCCAUUUCUGGUACAGCCGCUGGCAUUGUCUCCGGCGCUCUCGCCGCGUCCAUCUUCCCGGAGCCAACGACGGAACAAUUGGCUGCUAGUCGCCGUCAGUCUGAGCUGGCACCAGAUGCGAAGGAAAACGAGUACUUGAUUUUGCACCAUGCUCAUGUCGAAGAGCAGGCCGUUGCCAAUGACAAGCACGCUCUGAAGGCCUUUGGCCACUUGCAUCCUGACUCAGAGGGCCAUUACGGCGCCUUGGGAUUGUCCGAUCGUGCUGGCCUUGCCACCACCAAUGAGAUCCGGAACGCCUUCCGACGGCUACUAUGGGCAGAGGGUGCCUGCAUUAACGCACGCGUGCAAGAUGCCUAUCGCGUUCUCCGCAACUACAAUACCCGCCUGGCGUACGAUCAAGCGUGUGCUGCUGCGGCCAAGGCAAGAGCCACCGCGACAGAUGCUGCUGCGGCUACUGCGGGGACCAACACACCCUCGUCCUCCCAAGCAGAAACCACUCCAACCCCAUAGAAAACGUUGCACGACGCCGGAUAAUACUCAUGAAUCAAACUAUCAAUAUGAGCCCAAAAAACACGUUCAACCAAUUCACAAUUUUACAAAGUCUU